ACGUUCUGCCCUUUCGCAGAACUCCUGUUCUUUCUGAGGGAGUCCGCCAUAGUUGCUGGACAUAUAUUUCAGAUCAGGUCUACGGAUAUCAAACAUCAUCCAAAAUGGUGAACUUUACGGUAGACGAGAUCCGUGUCAUGAUGGACAAAAAGAAGAACAUUAGGAACAUGUCAGUCAUUGCUCAUGUAGAUCAUGGCAAAUCAACUCUGACCGAUUCCCUUGUAUCAAAGGCUGGUAUUAUCGCUGGAGCUAAAGCUGGUGAGACGAGAUUUACAGAUACGCGCAAAGAUGAGCAAGAACGUUGUAUUACUAUUAAAUCAACAGCUAUAUCCAUGUUCUUUGAACUUGAACAAAAGGAUUUAGUUUUUAUAACGAAUCCCGAUCAACGUGAUUUAGAAGAGAAGGGUUUCUUAAUUAAUCUUAUCGAUUCACCAGGCCACGUUGACUUCUCCAGUGAAGUUACAGCUGCUCUUCGUGUUACGGAUGGAGCACUCGUUGUUGUAGAUUGUGUAUCUGGUGUAUGCGUGCAAACAGAAACUGUACUUCGCCAAGCAAUUGCUGAACGAAUUAAGCCUGUUUUAUUCAUGAAUAAAAUGGACCGAGCUUUAUUAGAAUUACAGCUCGAUAGUGAAGAUUUGUAUCAAACAUUCCAACGAAUUGUUGAAAACGUUAACGUUAUUAUCGCAACUUAUUCUGACGACGAUGGACCCAUGGGUGAAGUCAGAGUAGACCCAAGCAAAGGAUCUGUAGGUUUUGGUUCGGGUCUUCAUGGUUGGGCUUUUACUUUAAAACAAUUUUCUGAAAUGUACGCAGAAAAAUUCAAAAUAGAUGUUGUUAGACUUAUGAACAGAUUAUGGGGUGAAUCUUUCUUUAAUCCAAACACCAAAAAAUGGAGCAAACAAAAGGAACCAGAUAAUAAACGGUCAUUCUGUAUGUAUGUGCUAGAUCCAAUUUAUAAGGUAUUCGAUUGCAUUAUGAAUUUCAAGAAAGACGAGGCUAAUACACUUUUAAAGAAAUUAGGUAUUACUUUAAAACCAGAAGACAGAGACAAAGACGGUAAAGCAUUGCUUAAGGUUGUUAUGAGAUCAUGGUUACCAGCUGGUGAAGCUUUACUUCAGAUGAUUGCAAUUCACCUUCCUUCUCCAGUAACUGCACAAAAAUAUCGUAUGGAAAUGUUAUAUGAAGGACCACUCGAUGAUGAAGCUGCCAUUGGUAUUAAGAAUUGUGAUCCAAAUGGACCUCUCAUGAUGUACGUAUCUAAAAUGGUACCAACAUCUGAUAAAGGACGUUUUUAUGCCUUUGGACGUGUAUUCUCUGGUAAAGUGUGUACCGGUAUGAAAGCCCGUAUUAUGGGACCGAAUUUCCAGCCUGGAAAGAAAGAGGAUUUGUAUGAGAAAGCUAUUCAACGUACUAUCUUGAUGAUGGGACGUUACGUUGAAGCCAUUGAAGAUGUGCCUUCUGGUAACAUUUGUGGACUUGUUGGUGUUGAUCAGUUUUUAGUAAAAACUGGAACUAUUACUACUUUUAAAGAUGCACACAAUAUGAAAGUUAUGAAAUUCUCGGUUUCUCCUGUUGUACGUGUAGCAGUUGAACCCAAGAAUCCUGCAGAUUUACCGAAACUGGUUGAAGGUCUGAAACGUCUUGCUAAGUCGGAUCCUAUGGUGCAAUGUAUCAUCGAAGAAUCUGGAGAGCACAUUAUCGCCGGUGCUGGCGAACUUCAUCUUGAAAUUUGUUUGAAAGAUCUUGAAGAAGAUCACGCCUGUAUACCAAUUAAAAAGUCUGAUCCUGUCGUAUCAUACAGAGAAACUAUUGCGGAACAAUCUAAUCAGAUGUGUUUGUCGAAAUCACCAAAUAAACACAACCGAUUAUUUAUGAUGGCUUGUCCAAUGCCUGAUGGUCUUGCCGAAGAUAUUGACAAUGGUGAAGUAAAUCCAAGAGAUGAUUUUAAAGUACGUGCGCGGUAUUUGAAUGAGAAAUAUGAUUAUGAUGUAACCGAAGCAAGAAAAAUUUGGUGCUUUGGACCUGAUGGAACUGGUCCAAAUAUUCUUGUUGAUUGUACCAAAGGAGUGCAAUAUCUUAAUGAAAUUAAGGACUCGGUCGUUGCUGGAUUCCAAUGGGCAACUAAAGAAGGUGUACUUUCGGAAGAAAAUUUGCGAGGUGUUCGUUUCAAUAUUCACGACGUAACGUUACACGCUGACGCUAUUCACAGAGGUGGUGGACAAAUCAUUCCUACCACAAGACGUUGCCUUUACGCCUGUCUACUCACUGCCUCGCCACGACUCAUGGAGCCUGUUUAUUUAUGCGAAAUUCAAUGUCCUGAAGUAGCUAUUGGUGGUAUUUAUGGAGUAUUGAAUCGCAGAAGAGGUCACGUAUUCGAAGAACAGCAAGUGGCCGGUACUCCAAUGUUCGUAGUCAAAGCCUAUCUUCCUGUAAAUGAAUCCUUUGGCUUUACUGCAGACUUACGUUCCAAUACCGGUGGUCAAGCCUUCCCCCAGUGUGUAUUUGAUCAUUGGCAAAUCUUGCCUGGUGAUCCAAUGGAGCCAUCCUCUCGACCAUACCAAGUUGUGCAGGACACGCGUAAGAGGAAGGGUUUGAGGGAAGGAUUACCGGAUCUAAGUCAAUACCUCGACAAAUUGUAACCGGAAAUUUCCACACCGCAUGCACAGUAAAAAAACGAUUUACGAAAGCUGUAAUUUAUUUUAACACAAAAGAGUCAGUCCCCCCGUCAGAAUUUUCUUUUGUGUCAAAACAAAUUAGGUUUGUUAUAACGUUUUUUUAUUGAAACUAAUAAUGUUAUUUUUUUUUGUUAUUAAAAUUAUCUGAAUCGCCAAUUUCGUUUACCAAUGAUCAUAAAAUCGCAACAAUACUGUAAUCUUUCCGAACAUGAACAAUAUAAGAAGAUUAAACAAAAGAUUAUAAAAGA
Molecule: messenger RNA, 2923 nt
Organism: Polistes dominula (European paper wasp)
Lineage: Eukaryota; Metazoa; Arthropoda; Insecta; Hymenoptera; Vespidae
Gene: eEF2
Product: eukaryotic translation elongation factor 2
Biological process (GO): translational elongation
Cellular component (GO): ribonucleoprotein complex; cytosol
Molecular function (GO): GTP binding; GTPase activity; ribosome binding
Source: RefSeq, a predicted model, not a curated record